This is a messenger RNA of Photinus pyralis (common eastern firefly), 1521 nucleotides long. RefSeq names its product RNA-binding protein lark-like. Gene Ontology annotation, molecular function: zinc ion binding; mRNA binding. Lineage: Eukaryota; Metazoa; Arthropoda; Insecta; Coleoptera; Lampyridae. The record is from RefSeq and is a predicted model, not a curated record. Gene Ontology annotation, cellular component: cytosol. The transcript is spliced from 2 exons. Bases 213 to 893 code for a protein of 226 amino acids.
UUUACCUGCCGUUCAUUGUCUUUACGCCAUUUUUAUAAUUCUCAUCGACUCGGCGUGUGGUGUGGAUUUUCUCAAGUUUUGUGAAUUUUAUUGUGCUGUAGGAAUUUGUAACGUGUAUUUUUGACGACCAACACGCAAAACGUGUUCUACGGAAGAGUCAAAUUGUCUAUAAAUCUGUAUUUUAUAGUUUCGUGAUUGAAAAAGGCUUAGCCAUGCCGGGUUUUAGCAGUGCGGGUACGUUCAAAAUAUUUAUCGGAAAUCUCGCCGAUAAGACAGCGAUCAACGAUAUUAAACCAUUAUUCGAAAAGUACGGGAAAGUUGUGGAAUGCGAUAUCGUCAAGAAUUACGGUUUCGUACAUAUGGAGAACGAGACGGAGGGACGCGAUUCGAUACAAAAUUUGAACGGAUACAUGGUCAAUGGCCAGGCGAUUAAGUGUGAAGCUGCGAAGAGUCGUAAAGCACCGACAACGCCUACGACUAAGAUAUUCGUCGGCAACUUAACAGAAAAUACGAAAGCCCCCCAAGUACGGGAAUUGUUUAAAAAAUUCGGCACCGUUGUGGAAUGUGAUAUCGUACGGAACUACGGGUUCGUUCAUCUAGAUACGUCGGGCGAUGUGAACGAGGCGAUCAAAGAAUUGAACGGUACUAUGGUCGACGGGCAACCGAUGAAGGUGCAAUUAUCGACGAGUCGCGUACGACAACGGCCCGGUAUGGGCGAUCCCGAGCAAUGCUAUCGCUGCGGACGUGGAGGUCAUUGGUCGAAGGAAUGUCCCAAAGGUGUGGGUCCCGAACGAUUCCGCGAUCGUAUGUUCGGUCGUGAUCCCUACCCACCGCCGCCGCCUCCGCCAUUCCUGCGCGACCGAAUGAUGGGUCGUUUUGGGGUAGGGCAUUAACAUUAGUCGAGGGGCAAACCAUUUCACAAAAAACCAUUCGUAUUAUAGCUAUUUUCAGGUGAUAACACUGUUACAUUAAUAAAAUUGUGGACCACAUUUACACAAUUUUUGGUAAGUAUUCAUUAUUUUGACAUUAUACAUACCUAUGCCUGUUUGGACCGUAGAUAAGGUAAGAACAUCCUGGAAUAGAAACAACAAUGUUGAAAAAUGUCCACAUUCUGUUGCCAAACUUCUACAGUAAUUUGGAACCCUGUUGUAGACAGGGUGUCCCACAAUUUAUCCGGACUAUGUAUAUCUUGAAACCUGGAAUAUUUUGAAGAUUCUACGCUAUACUAAUGUCAAUAAGAGGAAUUCGUUUAAGCUGGUGGUUUGUCCGGGUAUACCACUUGCUUAUUUUAAAUGACAUAUCCUAUAUAUUAUUCCAUUUUUAAAUUUUACGUAACGAUUGUAUACACUAUACAGGGUGUUUUUUUAUGAAUAGUAUUGGGGAUUUCAGAAAGUAUACAAGAUAUGAAUUAGGUUAAAUUAGCUUUUCGAAAAUUUCUAUUAUUGCUAUUUAAAAAUAGCUAUCAAGUACAUAAACUAGGUCUUUAUGGGCGAGCCGUUUAUUUAGCCGAGCGAGCUUGCG